Messenger RNA from Papaver somniferum (opium poppy), 357 nucleotides. RefSeq names its product branchpoint-bridging protein-like. The coding region runs from base 1 to 357 and encodes 118 amino acids. The transcript has a single exon. The record is from RefSeq and is a predicted model, not a curated record. NCBI's taxonomy places the organism in Eukaryota, Viridiplantae, Streptophyta, Magnoliopsida, Ranunculales, Papaveraceae. Gene Ontology annotation, molecular function: zinc ion binding; nucleic acid binding.
AUGCCUAAUCCAAGUGAAGUUCUUAAGAAGAACUGGACCUAUAAGUUCUUGCGGAAUAAGGAUCGGAAGAAGAUUGGGUUUUGCAAGUUUCCUGAGUGGCGACGAAUAGCUCUUGAGCGGCACAACGAUAAUAAGAAGUUCCUUAUAUGCCCCAAUUGCAACCAGAAAGGGCACAAGGUGGAGGACUGCAAGGCUGGGGAAAUUUCCCCUUCGCAGAGAAGAUGUUAUCAUUGUAACCAACCUGGACAUCUUGCCAGAAACUGUGAAGCUAAGGGUACUGGUUCUGAGCAGUCUACUGGACCUGCUCGAAAGAAACAAAAGAAGGCUUCGGUGCACCCGAAAGGAGGAACCCCAUGA